Molecule: messenger RNA, 874 nt
Organism: Hibiscus syriacus
Lineage: Eukaryota; Viridiplantae; Streptophyta; Magnoliopsida; Malvales; Malvaceae
Product: protein PXR1-like
Exons: 2
Coding region: 27-623 (198 amino acids)
Source: RefSeq, a predicted model, not a curated record
UCAACUUAUCCUUCAAGAAGAACAAGAUGGUGAAGAUUGCUUUGAUUGUAUUUUCAUUAGUCCUAGUCCACUGGAUCCAAUUCCCAAUAAGCAAAGCUGAAAAAACUGAAGAUGGGAAUAUCGAAGGCCCUGGUGACUUGGAGAAAUCAGUGUUACUGGCUGAUAAACAUCAUUCCACUAAACAAGCGAAGGAGAAAGAGGGUGUUGAGAACGUAUUAAAAAAGGAAAAAGAUGGUGUUGGUAGUGGUAGUGGUAGUGGGAAGACUAAAGAAACAGAGAAAACUGAAGGUGCAAAGGCUAAGAAAGAAGAGGAUGGUAGUAGCCAAAAAGAGGGUGUUGGAGGUGCAAAGGCUAAAGAAAAAGAGGAAGAAAGAGAUGGUGGUGCAAAGCCUAAGAAGGGGAAGGCUAAAGAAAAGGAUAGUGGCAACGAUGCAAAGAUUAAAGAAAAAGAGAAUGAUGACGAUGACGAUGAACAUACAAAAAAGAAAAAGAGUGACGGUGGUGCAAAGGCUAAGAAAGAAAAGCGUCGUGGCAAUGUCAAGGCUAAAGAAAAAGAGAGUGAUGACGGUGCCAAGGCUAAAGAAAAAGAGAGUGAUGAUCAAGAAAAGAAAGGGCGCUGGUAGUGAAAAGGUUAAAGAGGCUAAAGAAAAUGGGAGUGAUAAUGAACACACUCAUAAUGAACUGAAAAAACAAAGAGGUGGUGCCGGCAGAGGAAAGACAAAAGAUAAAGAGAGCAGUGAUACUGAACCCUCUCAUAAUGAAUCAAAAAAACAAAAGAAUGAUGUUGGUAGUAGAAAGAAUAUCCGUGAUGCGCAAGCCAAAUUUAAUCUCUAAUCACAUUAAGUAAUGCACUUAUAUUGUAUGAUAAAUUUUU